Messenger RNA from Symbiodinium natans, 1923 nucleotides. Lineage: Eukaryota; Dinophyceae; Suessiales; Symbiodiniaceae. The record is from the annotation of a GenBank genome assembly.
AUGUGCUUGGCUUUCUGCAUCCGCAAGACGUUCGCGAACAGCUUGUUGUUGGCCAAAGGGGGAAUUCUCGGAAACCUGUGGAACAUCGGCAACGCAUGGGCAUCGGGAUCAGAGCAGGCGAUUGCAACGGAACAUCAUCUGAGCAGCAAAGUCGCAGAGAAUAACUGGGAUGAUGAGAGCGAGUAUCAGGAAGAUCAAAUCGAUGAGGUGACUGGCUUGGUUGGGGCGCACUGCUACACAGUCUUGGCAGCCAUCGAGGUUGCUGCUGACAGUGGGAAAAGCUGGUUCCGCAAAGAGCGCUGGGUUCGAUUGAGGAAUCCUUGGGGGACUGGUCGAUGGAAGGGUCCCACGCCCAAAUCUAGCAUGCUGCCCUUCAGCGCGGCAGUUUUCGACUGUGUAGGGGAGAAGGUUCGGCGAGGAAGUGGCCAAAGUGACAAUAAGGAGGCACAGGAUGGCUUGCAGGGGCCAAUGGCAGAAACGGAUCCAGGAACCUUUUGGAUGCAGCUGGCUGACUUCGCCGACGAGUUUGCCACUGUGUGUGUCUCCGAGUAUCGUCCUGGAUACAUUUCCAGCGUGUUUCCUUUGAAGCCCAAGCAGAUGUUGAACGGAGCACCAACACAGGUUUGUGCUACUUUGCAGCUGCUGGCAGAUGCCGAGCGCACGCACUUGGGCGACUUGAAGCCCAUACAUGUCGUGGUUUCUGUGCUGCAAGACUCUGAUGAGCCCUUCAGCCGGCCUAAGCAAAGGAAGUUUUCAUCCGCUCGCAUCGAGGUGCUUGAGUCGGGACGAAGCCAAGGGAGCCGACACGUCGCCUCAUCAAGUUUCGGUUUGCAGCGUGAGGUUCUAUUGCCAGUGGAGCUGAAAGCAGGUGCUCAGUACUUGGUCAUCGUCCAUUGGUUGCAGGCAUCGCCAGUGAGGAGUUGGAAUCGUGAGGCUACAUUGCGAGUCUACGCGCCGUGUCCUGCAAGGCUUGGGCCCGGGCCGAUGGAAAUGGAAGCCCAGCGAGAGGCUUACGAGGCAGCAGCCAUGGGACCGCGAGGCUCUUGCCUGAAGGAAACACAAGGUGCCCAACUUCGCUGCUGGAGUGACCGCGAAUCUGGGACCAUUGCCCUUUGCUUUGAUGCCUCCGAUGCGCCAGCUGGGCUACUGGCCUCGCUGACGUGGACUCUGCAGAAUUCAGUGCUUCAGCCGCGCUUUCCCGGCUGGGAGGGCAGCGUGACAGCAGCCGGUGAAGAGCAGCACGUGCAGGUUGUGGACUUGAAGCCCGGACAGCGUCAGCUCACGGUCGUAUCAUGGCUGGAUCCCUCCAAAGCCUUUUCGGCCACUUACUCUUGGCAAGCAACUGCAGAUCCAUGUUCGCAGUGCAAUGCUCCCGUUGGGACCAACGUGCCGGGCCGCUUCUCUGGUGCCUAUAGGGUGUUGGGCCCGAGUGAUCUUGGGGGGCCAGCGACUCUUCACGAGGAGUGCUUCGAAAAGUUUAUGCUGCGAGUUGCCCCACGCUGCCUGCAAUGCUCUGAAGCCAUAGUGCAAGUGCAGGGCCGAUUUGCAGGCCAAUACUUCGCGUAUUCCGCGAACCAGCUUGGAAGUCAUCCAGCAGGUCAGGUGCACGCGGAGUGCAACGAUGCAUUUCGGAGCAAGUUUGCUAAGACAUGUUUGCACUGUCGCGAGCAAGCGUCUCAGCACUAUCAGGGUUACCGCAGCACGGACAAAUUUGUGUUCCCGGUUGGCACCGUGUCCUUCGCAACAUGUGCUGACAGGCCAGUGAUGCAACUAGCCGGGAAGUUCAGCGGGAAGCACUUCAACUACAAGGCGGGCUGGGCAGCUAGGAGCAUCCUGAAGCAGCUUCUCACCUGCAUGGGCGUCCACCCAGAGAGGGAAUCAAAAUACAAAUCAAACAGCAUCGUCACGAAUCCGAGUACCUAA